Aspergillus pseudotamarii is the source of this 1002-nucleotide messenger RNA. RefSeq lists its product as uncharacterized. The record is from RefSeq and is a predicted model, not a curated record. The coding region runs from base 35 to 778 and encodes 247 amino acids. The transcript is spliced from 3 exons. Lineage: Eukaryota; Fungi; Ascomycota; Eurotiomycetes; Eurotiales; Aspergillaceae.
AACAUACAGAACCUUGUCGCAACCGAAUACCAAAAUGGGUGACGCACCACCAGCACUUCCUGACUACGUCCUUGACGCCGAUGCAGUCCUAAAAGAUACAGAGGCCGCCUGGCGACAUGGCCGGGUGCCGAACUAUUCAAAGACUAGAGAUUAUUAUGAGCAGACUAAAACAAUGACACACGAGGCCGGAAGCCUUCCAGACCUGGUCGAAAAACUCGUCAAAAAUUGGGAAAUCGAAGCCUCAUUCAAGACCUCGCUCGCCGAUUGGAGGACCAUCGACCAGAAGACAUAUUCUUUCUCAUUAAACGGAGGCCCGCCGCAAUCUGGCGAGCAUAUGCUCAAAGUCGGCACCUACAACGCUCUCCUGACCGCGAGCUCCUACUAUGAUCCGGCACACAAUGAUUUCGAAACCAGCCAUAAGGCAUUCAAGCGCAUGAUGCCCACAUUUGCCUGGGAGGUGAAAGAAGUAUACAGCGGACCGCCGACUGUGGUGUUCAAAUGGAGACAUUGGGGUGUUAUGGCGAAUGAUUAUGUGGGAUAUAACGAUCGUGGAGAGAAGGUCAGAGUCAAGGCGCAUGGCGGCCUUAUCGAUAUUCAGGGUAUUGUUAUUGCUAAGGUAAAUGACAAGCUUGAGCUGGAGAGGAUCGAUGUCUGGUAUGAUCCUAUGGAUAUGUUUCGCCAGAUUGCCCGCGAAAACGCGGAAGUUGUAGCCGACACGGCGGCGGUGGCUGGAGGCUGUCCGUUCUCUGGAGCUGGGAAAACAUCAUCCUCUGAAUGAUGCAGUGGCAUGAACUUGUAUAUCUACCCAUGUACACGUAAUGGAAUGUACGAUGCCCAGUUAAGACUAUACACCAUUUCAUUUUACUAGAGCCACACUAUAGCUAGUGGUGAUGAGGUGUAGCCUAGUGCCCUAAGCAUUUACAAUAGUAACCCCAGUUAUGUUUAAUACUCGUACGUUUUACGACCUAGGAUAACCAUAGUAGCGUUAUUAGUAUUAUUAUU